Mercurialis annua (annual mercury) is the source of this 707-nucleotide messenger RNA. RefSeq names its product pectinesterase inhibitor 28-like. The coding region runs from base 34 to 579 and encodes 181 amino acids. Gene Ontology annotation, biological process: negative regulation of catalytic activity. NCBI's taxonomy places the organism in Eukaryota, Viridiplantae, Streptophyta, Magnoliopsida, Malpighiales, Euphorbiaceae. The transcript has a single exon. Gene Ontology annotation, molecular function: enzyme inhibitor activity. The record is from RefSeq and is a predicted model, not a curated record.
UUCUUGAUAGUAAAAAUAGAAGAAGAAAAGAAAAUGACACCAAAUAAAAUUUUCUUCUUCCUAUUUUCUCUAGUUCUUUGCAUUUUCCCCCACGCAAACGCGGCCGUUAGCUUGGUCGGAAAAGUAUGUGAAAGAACUCAUAGCAAGGCUAAUUGCAUUGCAAGUCUUGCAUCAAACCGGGACAGCAAAACCGCAAACAUUGAACAACUCGGCCUUAUCGCAUUGAAACUUGCAGCCGAAAAUGCAACACAUACUACCUUGCACAUCAAGCAAUUGCUUAAUAACAGGUCAACUUGGGAUCCUACCACCGAGCAGGCACUCUCCGAUUGCUACGACCAAUACGUUGAUGCUAAUACGCAACUCGCUGAUGCAGGAGCCGCGUUGCUAGUUAAGGAUAAUAGGAAUGUUUACGUUUGGGUCAGUGCAGCCAUUGCUAAUGCUAAAACUUGUGAAGAUGGAUUUAAGCAGAAUAGUGUUGCUGGUAAGGAUUCAAUUUUGACACAAAAGAAUGCGAUCUUUCGGCAAUUAUGCAAUAAUGUGUUGGCCAUUGUUAAAUUCAUGAACAACAAAAAGCAUUGAUUAGUUUGUGAUGCAAAUUUCUAUUGCUAUGCCUAUGGCUUCAUGUUUUUAAUUUAGUAGUUGAGUCUUGGCAAUUGAUGACGGUCUUUUUUUGUUCAAUAUAAAUAUAUUUAUGAUUGUAUUCUUUA